CCUUCUCUCUAUCAAAUGGCUUCAAAGGACACAUCCCUGGCCCUCGGCAUGGUCUCCUUGAUGCUUCAUUUCAGCUGGACCUGGGUGGGACUGGUCAUCACAGAAGGUCCAAAAGGGCUUCAAUUUCUCUCAGAUGUGAGAGCAGAGAUGGACAAAAACAGAGUCUGUGUGGCAUUUGUGAAAAUGAUCUCAAAUGCAGCUACAUCAUACUACUUAAAUCAACAGAAACAUUAUUUUAUUAUCAAGGAAACAUUUCCAGCAAAUGUGGUCAUCAUUUACUAUGAUGCUGAGAGUAUAAAUGAUAUGCAACAUAAUGUAGGGCUACAUUUAGUGACCUGGAAAGUCUGGGUGACAAACUCACAAUGGCACGCUGACCUGACUGGAAACAAUUUCAUUUUUGACUCAUUCCAUGGGACUCUCAUUUUUUCAAAUCACCAUGAGAUUUCUGGUUUUAAAAAGUUUAUCCAGACAGUGAAUCCUUCCAGUUACCCAGAAGACAUUUUCUUACAGCAGCUUUGGUACUGGCACUUCCACUGCUCACUGUCUGAUUCUGGCUGUGUAUUGGAGAACUGUAUACCCAAUGCCUCUUUGGCUCAGUUGCCUGUGAAUCGUUUUGAUCCAGCCAUAAGUGAUGCGAGUUACAACAUAUACAAUGCUGUGUAUUCUGUGGCCCACGCCCUCCACGAGAUGCUCCUGCAACAAGUACAAAAGCAACCCAUGGGGGAUGGGGAAGCAGUGGUUCUUUCCCCCUGGCAGUUGCACACCUUUUUGAAGAACAUCCAGUUUAACAAUCCUGCUGGAGACCAAGUGACUUUGGACAAGAAAGUAAAACUGGAUGCAAAAUAUGACAUCCUCAACUACUGGAAUUUUCCAGAAGGCCUUAGACUUUAUGUGAAAGUAGGGGAGUUCUCCCCUCAUGUUGCAAAUAAGCAGUUGACUUUAUCUGAGGAGAUGAUACAGUGGGCCACAGCAAUUACAGAGACUCCUAACUCUGUGUGCACUGAGAGCUGUCAUCCUGGAUUGAGGAAAUCCCCUCAGGAGGGAAAGGUUUCCUGUUGUUUUGAUUGCAUCCCUUGCUCAGAAAAUGAGAUCACUAAUGACACAGAUAUGGAGCAGUGUGUGAAGUGUCCAGAUCAUCAGUAUGCCAACAGUCAGAGAAACCACUGCCUCCAAAAGUCUGUGACUUUUCUGGCUUAUGAAGAUCCCUUGGGGGAGGGUCUAGCCAGCACAGCUCUGAGCUUCACUCUUCUCACAGCUGCUGUUCUUGGGCUCUUUGUGAAGCACCGAGACACUCCCAUUGUCAAGGCCAACAACCGGGCUCUCAGUUACACCCUGCUCAUCUCCCUCACCUGCUGCUUCCUCUGCUCCUUGCUCUUCAUUGGCCGUCCCACCACAGCCACCUGCAUCUUGCAGCAGACCUCAUUUGGAAUUGUGUUUACUGUGGCUGUUUCCACCGUCUUGGCCAAAACCAUUACUGUGGUGCUGGCCUUUAAGGUCACUGCUCCGGGCAGAAAGAUGAGGCAGUUGCUGGUAUCAGGGGCACCAAACUCCAUCAUCCCCAUCUGCUCCUUGAUCCAACUCACUCUCUGUGGAGUCUGGAUGGGGACAAAUCCACCCUACAUUGACACAGACGCUCACUCUGAACAUGGCCACAUCCUCAUUGUGUGCAACAAGGGCUCCCUCACUGCCUUCUACUGUGUCCUGGGAUACCUGGGCUCCCUGGCCCUGGUGAGCUUCACCGUGGCUUUCCUGGCCAGGAACCUGCCUGACACGUUCAAUGAAGCCAAGUUCCUGACGUUCAGCAUGCUGGUGUUCUGCAGUGUGUGGGUCACCUUCCUCCCCGUGUACCACAGCACCAAGGGGAAGGUCAUGGUGGCCAUGGAAGUCUUCUCCAUCUUGGCCUCCAGUGCGGGGCUGCUGGGCUGCAUCUUUGUCCCUAAGUGCUACAUUAUUUUGAUAAGACCAGAUAAGAAUUCUCUGCAUGGCUUCAGAGAUAAGACACACUCUGGGAGAAAGAAGCCUUAAGUUUAAAAUAAUUAUAUGUCUGUGUGCAUGGGGAAUGCAUUUUAAAAUAUGUGUAAGGUCGGAAGCAAUUCUGUAACAGUUUUCCUGUCAGAUACUACAGUAGGGGAUUGAUUUCAGUGAAAAACGAUGCUUCUUUCUCUAAUAGUGUUAUGAUCACUACCACCUGUACUAAUCACCUUUUGAAAUUGAAUUUUACUCUAGAUUUUCAUUCCAUUAAAUCUGUAAUUAACAAUUUUGUGUUCAACUUUUACAUUAUUCACUUUUUCGUCUUCCCCUUGAAUUUCUAGAUUUUCACUAAUUUUAAUGCAAUUUUACCUUUAAAAUCAGCAGUUUUAAAUAACAUAAUGCAUUUUCUAAGGUUUGUAUUCUCUUCAGAAGGUAUCAGGCUUUUUACUAUGCCUGUAUGAGUGUUUUCAUAGCUGUUUAUUUCUGUUUCUCAUACUUGUCUUGUGCUAUACUUCUGAGGGUAGUCUUGCAGAAUUUCUGACAUAUGAUGUUCAGAUUUCUAGAAAUGCCUGGUCAUACUCUGAAUUUGAGAAAACAGGGUAUUGAAUUUACCCAUUAACUUGGAAGGUAAUUUUUUAGUGUGGACUAGUGAAAUUUUCUCUCCACAAACCAAUAUAGCUUUCCAUUUAUCCUUGUUGAAUAAUUUUUUGUAAUGUGAGACAUGUCUAUAUAGUCAUAUCCUUUUUGUACAUUAUAUGCAUAAAUAAUAUCCUGCAACCACUGUUUUGUCAUAUUUAUUUCUGAGUAUUUUUAGGAUCUGUUAAUAAUGUUUAUUGGGAUAAUAGUCCUCCAACCUCUAGUCAAAAUAGCACCAGUUUGUAGUGGGUCAUUGCUACCUAUCUGGCGUGCCCUUGGUAGGAGGUGAGCUCAUGUGACAUACUGCAACACAGGGUCAUCCACCCAUGUGACAUGAGUGUCCUUGCUGAGACUGGCAGACUUCCCACUAAUGAUAGGAUGACACUGUUGCACUCUGUAGUUUGAACAUGCACAUAAUACACAUAACCCCUGGUGAAACAACUCAGCAGACUAGAGGUACUCUACUUGUAUUUAAACAUGAUGUGCAAUGAACAUUACGUUACACUGAUUUGUAAGUGUUUAAACACUGAAGCCAGCAUUGCCAAACUCUGCAUUCUUUAACAAUGAGGCAAGAGGAUGUAAUUUAUUAGCAUUUAUUACUGAUUAUGUCCUUUUCCUAUUCAACAACAUAUGAAUUAAGAAUGCAAAACAGUUCCAGAUGUCAUCUUUUACAAAUUUUUAAUGUUCAUCACUUUUAUUUAGAUCUUUUUCUCAUGUUUGGUUUGCCCAUGUCUAGAAAUGGGUCCGCUGGUUUCUGGUGGAAAACAGUGAAACAAAAAGAGAAGAUGACCUCACCAGCCUCAAGAGCUAUGCAUUCUUAUGAGUUCAAAAGAAAAUGACUUUAAAUUUAAAGAGUGGAUACAUUAAGAUGUACAGAAAGUAUGAGGUGGUGUAAGAAUUUGAAGAUUAUCAAAUGAGUUGGACCUUUUUCUUUGAUUGGGUUUGUUUGUUUUUUGUUUGUUGAGACAGGGUCUCCCCAUGUAGUUCA
Messenger RNA from Chinchilla lanigera (long-tailed chinchilla), 3595 nucleotides. RefSeq names its product vomeronasal type-2 receptor 116-like. Gene Ontology annotation, cellular component: membrane. Gene Ontology annotation, molecular function: G protein-coupled receptor activity. Gene Ontology annotation, biological process: G protein-coupled receptor signaling pathway. The transcript has 4 exons. Lineage: Eukaryota; Metazoa; Chordata; Mammalia; Rodentia; Chinchillidae. The record is from RefSeq and is a predicted model, not a curated record. The coding region runs from base 16 to 2025 and encodes 669 amino acids.